Messenger RNA from Dreissena polymorpha, 3891 nucleotides. Its product is annotated as E3 ubiquitin-protein ligase RNF13-like. The coding region runs from base 143 to 1573 and encodes 476 amino acids. Gene Ontology annotation, cellular component: cytoplasm; nucleoplasm. NCBI's taxonomy places the organism in Eukaryota, Metazoa, Mollusca, Bivalvia, Myida, Dreissenidae. The record is from RefSeq and is a predicted model, not a curated record. Gene Ontology annotation, molecular function: zinc ion binding. The transcript is spliced from 11 exons.
UUAACCGAUAUAAUAUUUUGUUGUCAGAACAGCAAAUAUGUCACAAGACGGCCAUUUAUGCAAUAUUUGUUGACAAACAAACACAAGUUUCUAAAUAUUUUAUUACAAAAUGUUGUGAGUACCGUCUCGGUACCAUACUUUAAUGACAGGCAAAAUGGAUUAUUACCAGAUUGGGGUUCUGUUAAAUCUGGUGUUGCUGAUCAAUGCAGAUAUCUUCGUAAGAAGAGGAAAUGACACCAUGGAGUCCUAUUUCGACAUGAUGUCUUCCUUUGGACCUGAGAUUGGAAGAGAAGGAGUUAAGGGCUAUGUUUAUGUAGUGAGUCCAGCGGAUGCCUGCUCGCCUGUACAGCCACCCCCACCCCUCCCCAACAAUCAAACGAUGAACUGGAUAGCCCUCAUCAUGAGGGACAACUGCACUUUCGUUGAAAAGGUGGCGAAUGUCCAGAGAGUCGGCUAUAGGGUGGCGAUUGUCUAUAACAACGGGCACGAUGCCAACAGGAAUGGAUUAAUAUCGAUGGGCGGGGAUGGCCAGGAUAUCAAGAUCCCCUCCGUGUUCAUUGGCUGGGAUGAUGGAGUCGAAAUAAGGGAGCAGUUCUGCUACAACUGUUCGUCAUCCAUGUACUACCUGUUCAUAGAUGAUCAUGAGCAUGACAACUAUACCUCAUACAUGCUGUGGCCGUUUGCAGUGGUCGUGGGAGUCUGCUUUGUGCUGAUGCUUACCUUCUUGCUGGUCAAGUGGUGUCGUGAUGCGAGACGCAGGAAACGCUCUCGGCUUCCAUCCAAACAUCUGAAGAAGAUACCAACAAAGAAGUUCAAAAAGGGUGAUGAGUACGAUGUAUGUGCCAUCUGCCUGGAUGAUUAUGAGGAGGGAGACAAGCUGCGUCUGUUGCCUUGUAGCCACGUCUACCACACCAAGUGCAUUGAUCCUUGGCUAACUAAGAACAAACGGAGCUGCCCUAUCUGUAAGCGCAAGGUGAUCCCGGGAAACGAUCCUGACGACUCCAGUGACUCUUCGGACGAGGAGUCUGGAAACACGGAAAGAACCCCGUUGCUUAGUAAUGCAUCAUUGGGUCAGAACUCACCUGGUAACAGGAGGUCAACAUUUGAUAAUUCAGGUUUGCCUACUCCAGUGCGUGUAGGGGUUGUAAACGAGGCCCACACUUCAAGUUCCCAUGAGUCUGAAGACUCGGAGUCAGAGAUGGGGGCAGUAGGCGGAAUCAGACAUUUAAAGCUCGGCAAGGAGAAUCCUCUCCUUUCAUUGGGCAAGUCUCCUGCUGACGAAUUCAAACCGACUAAUGAGAGGAGCCCUGCCAAGUCCACAGCCAAUCAGAAGAGAGCUGAUAAAGAGCUGAAUGAGUCUGGCGGGAGUGGCCAGUCAGGGAAGGCAGUGGCUUCGGAUGACUUGAUUGACAUUCAUGAUGAUGAUGGGGAGAGAUUUGAUAGUGAGAGGGUGGAGUCGGAAAGUUAUAGGGAGGAGUCAGAGAGUGAAGGGGAGGAGUUUGCGUGUCAUGACACAGAGGUGAUUGUCAGAGAUGGUGGGAAAGAGGUGAGGCAUGGCAAUGGAGUCGUUUAAGGAAUUCGAGAGAUUUUAUCAUGCAAAAAUUGAGAUUUCUGCGUACUGGUAUUUCCCUUUGUAAUAUUCUUUUUAGAAAAUUAUGUAAUUUUUUUUUUUCUUAAUAAUUUUGUGCUAUUUUGUAAGUUUAUUUGGUAAUUUGGAUAUGGCGAUCAAGGAUAUUAUUUUCUUCUUGUUUUAAAUACACAUUUAUAUUUUUUAUACAAUUAAAAAAACAACUGAUUUUAAGAUAAAAAUUGAGUUAGUAACAAAUAGGGAACUUUUUUCGAGAACACAACAAAAUCUAGAUUGAGUCUUGUUGCUAAGGGUUUCUAUUUAAAGACUAACAUUGCAUAUUGUUUGUGUAAUAUUGUUCAAGUACACUGGGCUAUCAAAGUAAAUUUACAAUUUGUUAUUCUUCACUGGCCAAUAUACAUCUGUUAUUUUUUUUUAUUCUGCUGCACAGGAAUUUAUACCGUAGCAUUUGCUUGAGCCAUCAGAACUAAACUUUUGUUUUCAGAAUCAAAAUCUUCAUUAAUGCUUUAAAUCAAUUAAAAUAACACUGGCAAGUAAUGAUAGUUAGGAUAAUCAAUGGUAAUUAUUCUGAAUGUUAGGAUUAUUAAUGGUAAUUAUUCAUACCAAAUGAGGGUCGUUAUGUUGAAUUUUUUUCUUUGUUGUUUACAUUUCAUACAUGCUUUGUAAUUGUACCCUAUCUAACCAUAUAGUACUAAUAUACCCAGGUUGAAAGAUGUUUUAAGAAAGGUGUGUAAUAAAUUUUAUGUUGAGCAGUGUCAGUGAUAAACCCCUUGUUGUGUUAAUUUUGUUAUUUAAAUAUGUUUUUUUUUACUGAUGUGUAAUCAGACCUCUAUUACUGACAUGAUAUGUGCUGUUGUAUUUAUAACUUAUAGUGCACAAAUACGUUUUUUUAAUGCACUAAGUAUAAGACAAGUACACUAUUAUUUUUCUAUUAUUCUUCUUUUAUUUAGGACUUUGUUUAAUGUUAUAUAGGUGGCUGAAAUUGUAAGAAUUCGCUCGUAUAAAAUUGGUAAAAACGUCCAAUCCUUAAAUUAAUAAUUUCAAAAAUAUCUUUUAUUGGGAAGUCACCUUAUCUGCCACAACACCGCAUAGGGUUAUAUAUGAUAAAGGCAACUCAAGUGUAGUAAGUUGAUUACAGCAAUGAAAAAUUGAUGAUUUAAUAAUGCUCAUUAAUAAACUAAAUAAAUAACAUUCCUAGUUUAGCGAAAACAGUCAAGCAACAAUGUAUGAAUGAUGUAUGAAUGAUGUGUGAUGUAUGAAUUAUGUGCGAUGUAUGAAUGAUGUGUGAUGUAUGAAUGAUGUGUGAUGUAUGAAUUAUGUGCGAUGUAUGAAUGAUGUGUGAUGUAUGAAUUAUGUGCGAUGUAUGAAUGAUGUGUGUGAACAGUCAGCAACAAUGUAUGAAUUAUGUGUGAUGUAUGAAUGAUGUGUGAUGUAUGAAUUAUGUGUGAUGUAUGAAUGAUGUGUGAUGUAUGAAUUAUGUGCGAUGUAUGAAUGAUGUGUGAUGUAUGAAUUAUGUGCGAUGUAUGAAUGAUGUGUGUGAACAGUCAGCAACAAUGUAUGAAUUAUGUGUGAUGUAUGAAUGAUGUGUGAUGUAUGAAUUAUGUGUGAUGUAUGAAUGAUGUGUGAUGUAUGAAUUAUGUGCGAUGUAUGAAUGAUGUGUGAUGUAUGAAUUAUGUGCGAUGUAUGAAUGAUGUGUGUGAACAGUCAGCAACAAUGUAUGAAUUAUGUGCGAUGUAUGAAUGAUGUGUGUGAACAGUCAGCAACAAUGUAUGAAUUAUGUGCGAUGUAUGAAUGAUGUGUGUGUCGCCAUUUCACUUUUUCUUACUGAACUACAUGUAUAUAAAAAAGGACUUAUAUUUUUACAUUUUAUGGAGGCUGUUUAAUUGAGAAAAAAUUUAUAAUGAAGCAUUGAAAUUCCUUGAUAGUUUUCACUUAAAUGUUUGACUGUUGAAAAACAGUGAAUCACUUGAAUUACCUUUUAACCACAUAAAAACAUCCAAUGUCUAAGAAUAAUUCAGCUAUUAAGCAGUGGAUUUUGAUAUCAAACAAGACAUGUAUAAAACAUAUUUGUUGAGUUUGGUUCAUUUAGUGAGUAGCCUUUUUCCAUAUGACUUGUGCUUGUAUUAUUACUAUAUUUUCUAGAUCGUUAUUUGUAUUUAAAUUUUAAUAAAUUACUUGUUAUGGUAGCAUGGAAAUUUUCAUGUACUUUUUCAUGUGUUAUUUAAACUUUUUUUAUAAUAAUAAAUAAAAUUGUUGAUUCUGAAAGUUUGCAUUGUGCAAUAAACCUUAUAUUAGACCGGUUA